Messenger RNA from Prosopis cineraria, 766 nucleotides. RefSeq lists its product as uncharacterized. The transcript is spliced from 2 exons. The coding region runs from base 180 to 470 and encodes 96 amino acids. Lineage: Eukaryota; Viridiplantae; Streptophyta; Magnoliopsida; Fabales; Fabaceae. The record is from RefSeq and is a predicted model, not a curated record.
UCCAGUACAGUAUAGAUUCCUCUUGAAAAGCUGCCGGAAUCUGCUUCCCACUCGCAGUCUCCUGGGUUCUUUUACUAGAUUAUUAUCCACAUCUUCUCAAAAACCUCUCCAAAUUGCCCCACACAGGGAAAAACGAAGGCUUUCCUCUCGAAUCCAGGCACAAGCUGUUGAAGUCCAAAAUGAGUCUAGCAUGUCUUGUUUGUCGUAGCAUGGAAAGUCCAUCACCAUCACACUCUUUCAGAAGUUACUCUGUUUCAAGUUCAGAUCAUGAGGGAAGAUGUUCUGCUAUUGCCAACUGCUUAAACAGGAAAUCAUCUUUUGCACGUCCUGCAAUUGUAUCUUCAUCUUCCAAAGUUACCCCACAACCUACUGUAUCAAUGCCGGGGACGCCGAGGCUUGUUCGAAGCCGAGCAGUGAGGAGGGAUCUUGUGAGAGACUGGAAUUUUGAUGGAGCAACAAGUGAACUAUAGCUGGUAGAACAAAAAUCAAUGUCUCAUCUUAUGAGAUAGUUUUAGAUUAAAUCUGGAUGCUUAUGAUUUUACAAUGGAUUCAAUUGAUUUGAAUUGAUAGUUUUAGAGGAUUGGUGGGACUGGGGACUGAGAUCAUUGAAUCCAUUGGUCAUAUGUAAUAUUUUGCUGUCAUUCCCAUAUAAUGCUUUCCAGGAUCUUUUCUUGAGGGUAGCUCGUCAUCUAAAAAAGUCGAAAUAUUUGUAACCAUGUGUAACAAUUAAUUACGAUGCAAUCCAUUUGGAAAUAUGCACGAAGAA